Molecule: messenger RNA, 1106 nt
Organism: Branchiostoma floridae (Florida lancelet)
Lineage: Eukaryota; Metazoa; Chordata; Leptocardii; Amphioxiformes; Branchiostomatidae
Exons: 3
Coding region: 330-836 (168 amino acids)
Source: RefSeq, a predicted model, not a curated record
AGUGUAACGUUAACAAAGUAUCGAUCACAGACUGCAAAACAUGUAGUCAAACGACUCUGUUGGAGUUAUCGAGAAUCACUAUGUUAAUCCACAUGUAACGUUAACGUUUAAUCAUAUGUCGGGGGAAGGCGUUCAGUUUGGUAUUUUAUGGUCCGAAUUUAUUUGACAACUUCAGCGGGCAAAGACAAUAAUUUUUUUCGCUCUUCUCAUUCGGCGUAACGUUAAUUGUAUUACAAGUGUGAUUUUUGACAAAGCGUCUUGUCAAAUACAGUUGACCUUCACCUCAAUAUCUGACGUAAUUCAAAUCAACAAACGGACUCAACAACAAGAUGGCGUCCGGCCGAGUUCUGCUAGCAUCCUUACUCUUCCUGGCGGGAUCGCAGAUGUUGGUCUGCGGGCAAAACAACAAGUUCUCGGCCGAGAAGGUCGGCUGGAUCCGGUUUCUUGUCACUGUGAACGACACCUGGAACCCAGAUGGGUGCAUCGCUACCGUGGCAACGGAUCCGCUUGUCCCGAACAAAAAAUACAACCAAUCAGAGAAGAUCAUGGUCGGAUCAUGUGAUCAAGGACCACUGGUGUACACUGUUACAAACGCUGUUGGGACCACUGGGAAAGCGGGCAAGAUGUCCGUAGAUCUGACCUUCUACUCGUCCGUGAUCGAGGAUGCCUCCCCACCCACCUGCCACAUCCCGUGGGGCGGAUCGUACAUGUCCCCCCGCCCCAACACCGACCCCCGGGACGACUCCCCCCUCCCAGGCUGCUUCACCAUGGAAUCACGGGAAGGCUAUCACAUGACCUACUACUGGUUCUAUCUGCUGGACUGGGGAUGGGCGUAGCAGGGGCGUCUAAAAAUGUACUAAUAGUGUUCAUCAGACUUUAUCGUGGCUGUAUGGUACUGAACAAGUAAUGGGGGCACAGUCAAAGCCACCACUGAAGGAGUAUUGUUCAAGAGAUAAAGCAGACGAUAAAGGAGUGGGGUGAAAACAAAAUAAAAAGUUUUGAUGGCAGCAAUGUUCAAUAAAGUUUGAAAAACUUUAAAUAUUUGAAAAUACCAUCUAGCACCAAUGCGUUAUAGAAAUAAGACGUUUUUACACGAUGACAACGUG